Molecule: messenger RNA, 1638 nt
Organism: Aspergillus puulaauensis
Lineage: Eukaryota; Fungi; Ascomycota; Eurotiomycetes; Eurotiales; Aspergillaceae
Product: flavin-containing monooxygenase
Exons: 2
Coding region: 1-1638 (545 amino acids)
Molecular function (GO): flavin adenine dinucleotide binding; N,N-dimethylaniline monooxygenase activity; NADP binding
Source: RefSeq, a predicted model, not a curated record
AUGCCUACAGAAUCACUGCCUCAGCCCGACUUUGACGCCAUUGUUGUUGGCGCUGGUUUCGGGGGCAUCUACAUGUGCAAGAAGCUCGUCGCCCAGGGGCUGUCUACCAAAGUCAUUGAAGCUGCGCCUGAUGUGGGAGGGACAUGGUUCUGGAAUCGCUACCCUGGUGCAUUGUCAGACACGCGUUCCUUUCUGUACCGAUACUCGUGGGACCUUGAAGACCUGCGCCAGUAUCCUUGGGAUAGAGAAUAUUUGAAACAACCAGAAAUCCUUGCCUACUUGAAGCAUGUUGUCGAGAGGCAUGAUCUGCGACAGCACAUGCAAUUCAACACCGAAAUGCAAGGUGCCUCUUACGACGACAAUCAUAACCUGUGGACUGUUUCACUGUCAUCCGGUCAGCAGUUACAGACUCGAUACCUUAUCACGGCAGUUGGGCUUUUAUCCAAGAUCAACUAUCCAGAUAUUCCUGGGCUCGGCACAUUCAAGGGCGAAAUGUAUCACACUGGGAACUGGCCGGCGUCUUUUGACUUCAAGGGUAAGCGUGUCGGGGUUAUUGGAAACGGAUCUACGGGCGUUCAACUUGUCACUGCGUUGGCCGAUCAAGAUGUGAAGCAACUGCUCUCGUUUCAACGCCAUCCACAGUAUGUCGUUCCAGCAGGCGACUCGGAAGUCUCUCGUGAGACUCGAGAAGGACUCGAUAGGCGAUGGGAGCAAGUAUGGAGAGAGGUAAAAGACAGCACCUUCGGGUUCGGCUUUGAGGAAAGUUCAAAGCCCACCUUCAGCGUCAGCGAAGAAGAGCGUGAAAGGAUCUUUGAAGAGGCUUGGGCCAAAGGGGGCGGGUUCUAUUUCAUGUUCGGCACAUUCUGCGAUAUCUCGUCCAACGAGGAAGCAAACAGGGCAGCUGCGGAGUUUAUCCGCCGAAAGAUCCGCCAAAAGGUGGAGGAUCCUGUCAAGGCAGAGAAGCUCAUGCCGUACGAUUGGUAUGCCAGGCGGCCAUUGUGUGACACUGGCUACUACGAGAAGUUCAACCGUCCGAAUGUGGACAUCGUCGACAUCAAGACCAACCCGAUCACCACGAUCACCGAGAAGGGGAUACAGACCGCCGAGGGAUCGGAAUACGAGCUUGAUGUUCUUAUCUUUGCAACGGGCUUCGAUGCGGUGGACGGUAACUACAAGCGGAUGCAUAUCCAGGGCGCCUCAGAGACCCUUCAGGCUCGGUGGAAGGAGGAGCCCAGCUCGUUUUUGGGGGUUUCGAUCCCUGGAUUCCCAAACCUGUUCUCCAUUCUCGGGCCUAACAGUCCCUUCACCAAUUUGCCGCCCUUGAUUGAGGUCCAGGUGGAGUUCAUUGCAGACAUGGUCUCUCACGCGCGGAAAGUGGCCGCUCAACCAGCAGCAGCAGCAGCAGCAGCAAAUGGGCCACGUGUAGAGGCGGAUUCAGCAGCAUUACAGGACUGGGUCCACAAGUGUGACGAGCUGAGUGCCGGCAGCUUGUUCCGCAAAACCGACUCGUGGAUAUUUGGGGCGAACGUGGCGGGCAAGAAACGCUCAGUGCUGUUUUACUUUGGGGGGCUGGCGAUGUACAGGCGAGUUUUACAAGACAUUGUGGAAGAGGGAUACAAGGGGUUUAGUCUUACUUAA